Messenger RNA from Coniosporium apollinis CBS 100218, 2172 nucleotides. RefSeq lists its product as uncharacterized. The transcript is spliced from 3 exons. Gene Ontology annotation, cellular component: cytosol. The coding region runs from base 1 to 2172 and encodes 723 amino acids. Lineage: Eukaryota; Fungi; Ascomycota; Dothideomycetes. Gene Ontology annotation, molecular function: transketolase activity. The record is from RefSeq and is a predicted model, not a curated record. Gene Ontology annotation, biological process: pentose-phosphate shunt.
AUGCCCCUCGUCGAAGAUAGUCACCCCACUGGGCUUCAAGAACCGAAGACGAUUGCCAAGACCGUCAACGGGACGACAGCCCAUCACUUGGAAAGCGAAAAAAGCUCCGCGGUAUCCAAUCGACAUAGCAGUGAGGAUGACCUCGCCGUGCUUGCUCUGCGCAAUCUCAUCUUCGAUAUCUGCGGCCAGAACGGCGGCGGUCAUGGUGGCUCAGCAAUCGGCAUGGCAGCUAUCGGUGUGGCACUGUACAAAUACGUAAUGCGGUACAACCCUUCAAACCCCGAUUGGUUUGAUAGAGAUCGCUUCGUCCUUUCAAAUGGCCAUACCGCCAUGUUUCUUUACGCGCUAAAUCAUCUUACCGGCUUCGACAAUUGGACGAUGGACGAGCUCAAGGGUUAUGGCAGUGCUAAGACUAACGGAUACACAACAAUUUGUCACGCACAUCCAGAAAUUGAGGUUCCCGGCGUAGAAGUGACUACAGGCCCCUUAGGCCAGGGUGUCGCCAAUGCCGUAGGUCUUGCCAUAGCGUCCAAGAAUUUGGCAGCUCGUUUCAACAAACCAGAUUUCGACGUUAUCCAAUCUCGCGUUUAUUGUAUGACUGGAGAUGGAUGCUUAAUAGAAGGCGUUGCACUCGAGGCUAUAGCUCUGGCUGGUCAUCUCCAACUCGACAGUCUCGUCCUCAUCUACGAUAACAAUCAGGUCACUUGUGACGGUCCUCUAGACUGGAUCAACACUGAGGACAUCAACGCUAAAAUGAGGGCCUGCGGCUGGACUGUUCUCGAAGUUCCCGACGGGUCGUAUGACGUACAAGGCAUCGUUCUCGCCUUACGGUACGCCAAUUCACUUCGCGGCAAGCCUGUCUUUAUCAACAUAAAGACGGUCAUCGGCCUUGGAACAUCCGUUGCGGGCACCGCAAAGGCCCAUCAUGGCGUUUUUGACAAGGAGAGCGUCGCAAAAUCAAAGCUUCUCGCCGGAAUGGACCCGUCCGUGUCGCACCAGAUCCCUGAAAACGCAUUGAGCUAUUUCCGUGAGCGCAAGACUCAUGGCGACCGCAUCAACCAAGACUGGGAUGCUCUGGUAGCCCGAUUCACAAGUACUUACCCUGAGCUGGCAGCACAGCUUGAGCAACGCCGCAAGGGUGAUUAUGGGACCAGGUAUCAUGAAAUCCUUGAUUCGCUGGACACAGCGGAUAUGAGCAAUCUCGCUACAAGAGAAGUCAAUGGCUUGAUUCUUGAGAAGAUGUGGCCGGCAUGCCCGGCACUCUGCGGCGGUGGUGCCGAUCUGGUCAAUUCCAAUAAGAUAUACUACGCUGAGUCGGAUGUGUUUCAUCCCCUGACGAGUUAUUCUGGUCGCUAUAUCCGUUAUGGUAUUCGCGAGCAUGCGAUGGCAGCUAUUUCUAACGGUCUUGCUGCCUACAACCCCGGCACCUUUCUGCCCAUCACGGCGACGUUCUUUAUGUUUUACCUAUAUGCAGCGCCUGGUGUGCGCAUGGGUGCACUGAGUCACCUCCAAACCAUUCAUUUUGCGACACACGAUUCGUUUGCGGAAGGCCAGAACGGUCCGACUCACCAACCUGUGGAGGUGGACUCCCUUUACCGCGCAAUGCCAAAUCUCACCUAUUUCCGCCCGUGCGACGCUGAAGAAACUGUCGCGGCAUGGAGGCACGCUAUGAGCGCGCGUCACAGCCCGACAAUCGUCUCUCUCGGCCGCGACCCUGUCGGCCAUGUCCCUAACACCAGUAGGGAAAAGGCACUCAAGGGUGCAUAUGUUAUUUGGGAAGAUGGAAACGCACAACUGACACUAGCGAGCUGUGGCACGAAUCUCCAUCAUGCGGUAAAGGCUGCAAAGUCGCUUGGAAGGGACGGCAUCGCAGUGCGACUUAUCAGCUGCCCAAGUUUCGACCUCUUUGAUAAGCAAGAUCUUGAAUACAGGAACUCGGUCUUUCCCAUUGACGGCAAACCAAUCAUCAGUGUGGAAGAAUAUGUGGCGACUACAUGGGCGCGAUACACAACAGCCAGUAUUGGUAUGACAUCUUACGGCUACUCUGCAUCCAAUGCAAGCAACUACAACAGAUUCGGACUCGAUGCGGCUGGUAUCGAACGGAAGGUGCGAAAAUACUUGGGGGAGUUGCGGGGAGGAAAUGCACGAAUGGCCGGUUGGAAACAGCUGUAA